This is a messenger RNA of Racocetra fulgida, 684 nucleotides long. The record is from the annotation of a GenBank genome assembly. Lineage: Eukaryota; Fungi; Glomeromycota; Glomeromycetes; Diversisporales; Gigasporaceae.
AUGACACAAGUAUCUUCAUUGGCGUCAACAUCUUGGCAUAGUGAAUCAAAUGAUGUAAAAAAUGCAUAUAGAAAAAUUGCUCGUGAAGCCGAGCAAUUGUAUAUUAAUGAGAGGAAAAGAAGACAACAGCAAAAAACGAUCGAUAAAAUACAAACAUCAGAGUCUAAAGUAACAUCUACUUCAAUUUCAUCCGGAUCGACUUAUCCGGUCAUCUCUAGUCCUUCGCAUAAUACGGUAGUUAAUGUUACACCUAGACCAUUAAUCGACUUUAAACCGAACCUACAAGUUUUAGACACUAAUGCAUCAUCGGCUUUCAAUGGAUCUUACGAACAAACUUGUCCUACUUCAUUAGAAGAAAAUUACUAUUCAAAUCCAAUUAUGUAUAUACAAGAUCCACAGCCUAUAAUGCAGCAGCAUGGAACUUCAAUUCCAACUACCAACGCAAAUUUUAACAUUCAAUAUCAAUUGAUAUAUUCAGGGAAUCCCUUACCGACUGAAGAACGUUAUCAUCGUACUUUUAAUACCAAGAAUAGUUUGUAUAAUUCUAAUAUAUCUGGAACACAAUAUCCAUACACUCAAACAUCUAACCAGGCUUUAAAUUCGCAUAAUAUAUCAGAUUAUAUCAACGGUGGUGGACCUCUUGGAUCACCUGCUAAUGAAACAAAUGGAUCAUUCUUUGAAUAA